Molecule: messenger RNA, 967 nt
Organism: Geodia barretti
Lineage: Eukaryota; Metazoa; Porifera; Demospongiae; Tetractinellida; Geodiidae
Source: the annotation of a GenBank genome assembly
UUGGCACACCGGGAAGCCACGGCAUCCUUCAAACGACGUUACAGAUGGUGUUGAAUCUGAUUGAACACGGAAUGAACGUUCAGGCGGCGAUUGAAGCACCGCGCGUUCGCUUGGUAAAUCCGGGAACGCAUGUCAGCAUGGAGGGACGUAUUCCUGCUGCUGUCCGUGCAGCAUUAGAAGCACGUGGACAUGAGGUAGAGGUGUUACCCGAUUGGACAGCAACUGUCGGUGGUGGUCAGGGCAUCGCCUUUGAUCCGGCGGAAGGAAGUUUUAUGGGGGGUGCCGACCCGAGGCGCGAUGGGUAUGCAAUAGGUGUGUAACCUGAGUGAGGUUUAAAUGAUUCAUCCGAAACACAUUGUUGCUGUCUCUGGAUUGGUAAGUCAUCCGAACGGUGAUAACGUCUUGUAGGAAAGGCAGUUUUGCUUGUCUCUAUGGCAGCAGACAAUCAAAAUAGUACUGUUUGAGGAAAAUAAUUCUUAACAAGUUCUGUGUUCUUACAAAAUGGAGAAUUUUAUGCUUAAUCAAUACCCGUAUCCGGAGUCCGAAGGUGAACGGAGUAUCAUGAUUGGAAUUUUGGUAACCUUGGUUACUUGUGGUAUCUAUGGGCUUUAUUGGCAAUACAAGCAGAUGGCAACACUUAAUGCUUGGUUGAAGCGGGAUGAGUACUCUUUUUGGCUCUGGUUUCUUCUUUCGAUUAUUACUUGCGGCAUCUUCGGUAUCUAUUAUGAGUACAAGAUGGCAAAUGGUAUCAAUAAAGUUCAGGCUGAUAAUGAUUUGGUAUUUGAUUCAAACUUGCCUAUCAUUUGCGUUCUGUUAGCAAUUUUCGGUAUUGGUGUUGCUUCACUCGCUAUUCAACAGCACCAGAUUAACAGACUCUACGGACAAAUUCCUUAAUGUUUAACCAUACAUUUCUCGCUCGCCUCUUUCUUAUCGGGUUGGGUGUAGUAGGGAUUUACACUACAAUUUC